AUGAUCCGGACAGAGCAGGAGGAGUUUUACAUCGAGCCGUUGGAGAGAGGGCUGGAGGUGGUGCAGGAGGAGGCAGCAGGCGGCGGGAGGACCCACGUCGUGUAUCGGGCAUCAGCCGUGAAGAAGCCCCCAGUGAGCCGGGGGGCCGCGGACCUCCACUCCAGAGGCCGUUUGUUUGUGCGCGUGGAUGUGGAUGUGGAGGGAGGGGCCUAUGGUGGGGCUGUCUGUGGAGACUGCACUGUUUAUGCUGCCAGAGUCUGUCGUGUCCCGGGACGCAGACGUGCCCAGACAGAUGGAUGA
Knipowitschia caucasica is the source of this 300-nucleotide messenger RNA. The record is from the annotation of a GenBank genome assembly. NCBI's taxonomy places the organism in Eukaryota, Metazoa, Chordata, Actinopteri, Gobiiformes, Gobiidae.